AUGAAGGUGGUCGUCGUUUCCCGGAGCGGAAAGGAGGUCGUCAAGGGCGGAAUCGUGAUCAAGGACACCGUAUGCACUCGCUCUCCGCCUUCUCUCUCCCAUUUUCUGUUGUCCUCCCGGGAUCUUCUCGCUCUCCAAACUCUGCUUCGAGUUUCUAGGGAGUAGUCCAUGCAGGGUCUCCGUGACCGGAUCUGUUCUGAAUCCACCUCGGCCUUGGUUUUUAUGGGGAAAUCUCUUCGCGGAAUCCCCUCUACGAAAGCUCUCCGAGGGAUGGAACACGUUUAUUCUUUCUCGUCGAGUAAUGAUCAUCCCCGCCGUGUUUUCUGCAGGCACUGGUGAGCGAUCUGCAGGAGGCGAUUUAUUCACGAGGUAACUCUUUGAAUGCCGCCGCGCCUCACCUUUACUUCCCCAGAGUGGAGUAGAUUUCUCUUAUCAGUGGCGUUUUUAUCCCUCCAUCUAGGUCAUUUGCUGUUCUUCCCUUAUUCUUUGUUUCUUCGUGUUGUUGCAGAUCAAUAGUGCCCCUAAUAUGGUGGCAAUUUCUUUAAUUUUCCUUUAUUUGUCACAUCUCUCUGUGCUCGUCCAAUCAUCCAUCUCUAUUCAUUCUUUACCGAGAGCUUCCAAGGGAAACCGACCGUCGUUAGACAAGCCGAUCUGGAAAAUAUUUCAUCUCAGAGCACUUCUUCUUGCUAUCUGAUUUAUGAAAUAGUAAUAUGCCCUCCGAGAAAUAAAGAUGUAAUAUGAAUCACGAUUUUGAUACUGUACGAGAAACUCGGCGUGGAACCCCAUGGGAAUGGGAGAGUAGCACCCCAACUGUGGCUGGCCCUGAUGCUUUGGAGCAACCCAGAUGAUAUCCAUGGCUCUUACAUUGGAAAUAGAGCUUGAGACUUAUCGGUAUCGAGGAAAAUACUGUCACCAAGACAUAUUGGUGGGUGCCUCAGCCGCGAAUGAACCACUCAUGCGAUCAAUUUUCUUCUAAUUUUAAGUUUGUUUCAGGUUUUACUCGCUCUGAAUGUGAUCAAUAUUUAUCAUCUAAAUGAUUCCAUGCCCAUUCGCGUCUUGGCGCACAAUCAAGUUUGAAGGAGGCUUUCCUAAAAUUCGUGGCAUGUUUUUUGAAGUUCAGAACAGCCUGUAAUCUUCUUUAAUUUUUUACAUUCAUUUCACUGAAUCGAUCUCUUUUCUGAUCCAAUGGCAGCAUUUCAGACAAGUGAGUGAAGAUGAUUUUUUUUGUGACAGUUUUAUGUUUGCAUAAAAGCAUUGUCUUUAUUCUCAAGCACAUGGAUAUUAAUUAUUCUCAGUAGAAUCAGGUUGUGUCGUUUUUCUUACCUGAAGCGGUAAAGCUUGAUUCAUCAAGUCUUUCACGGAUUUAGUGCUGUAUCCUCCUCCCAUUUCCCCUCCAGCCCUCUGGCUGAGGUCUACAGCGCACAUCUUUACUGUUUAUUUCUGCCCAGAUGGGUGUGGUUUUCUUGAAUGAAAUUAGAUUCCUCUCAAAUAUUGAUUUGAUCUUCAUCUACCGAGCAGCUCAUCUUUUUCCCGUUGCGUUCCUUUUGUGUUAUUUCUAACCGAGAUGGCAUUGAUUCUUUAAGAAAAUCCGAUGAUUUUCUUUCUAAUCAUCCAGCUUGUGAUUAUCGGCGUUUCUGUCCCUGCUCUUGAAAAGCUCAACCCAUGGCUGCUUUCCUUUUGACUCCACAGCGAAGAAGUUCUAUCCUUCCAGACAACGUCUCACCCUUCCACUGCCGCCUGGGUCCAAGGUCAAGCCCACAGUCCUCGACCCAAAGAAGGGCCUCAAGGAAUACACCGAGGGGAAUGCUGACUCGUUGACCGUGGUGUUCAAAGACCUGGGCCCACAGGUCGCCUACAGCACCCUUUUCUUCUGGGAGUACCUGGGGCCCCUGGUCAUCUACCCGCUCUUCUACUACUUCAACGUCUACAAGUACCUCGGCUAUGGCGGCGAGAGGACCAUGCAUCCAGCUCAGACCCUCGCCAUGUACUACUGGUGCUUCCACUACUUCAAGCGGAUCAUGGAGACCUUCUUCGUCCACCGGUUCAGCCACGCCACCUCCCCUCUCUCCAACGUCUUCAGGAAUUGCGCCUAUUACUGGUCCUUCGGCUCCUACAUAGCCUUCCACGUGAAUCACCCCCUCUACACCCCGGUGAGCGACCUGCAGAUGAAGAUCGCGUUCGGGUUCGGCCUGAUCUGCCAGGUGGCGAACCUCUACUGCCACCUCCUGCUGAGGAACCUGAGGGGCCCCAGCGGCAGCGGAGGGUACGUCAUCCCCCAGGGUUUCUUGUUCAACAUCGUCACCUGUGCGAACUACACCACCGAGAUCUACCAGUGGCUCGGCUUCAACAUUGCCACCCAGACCGUCGCCGGCUACGUCUUCCUCGUGGUCGCGGCCUACAUCAUGACCAACUGGGCUUUUGCCAAGCACCGCCGGUUGAAGAAGGUGACUCUCUCUCUCUCUCGCUAGAGAGUCCAUGGUCAACGGUCAACGGUCAAACAUCAUUCACCUUUCUGUGUUAUUCGAUCCGAGAUUCUCGGUUCCACUAUGCAUCUCUUUUUCUUUUAUUAUGUAAUAUAUGCGUGAUAUAUUUCCUGUUUGUCUUGCAGCUGUUCGAUGGAAAGGAUGGGAGGCCCAAGUAUCCGAGAAGAUGGGUCAUCCUCCCUCCAUUCAUCUAA
Molecule: messenger RNA, 2677 nt
Organism: Spirodela intermedia
Lineage: Eukaryota; Viridiplantae; Streptophyta; Magnoliopsida; Alismatales; Araceae
Source: the annotation of a GenBank genome assembly